Molecule: messenger RNA, 2564 nt
Organism: Poeciliopsis prolifica (blackstripe livebearer)
Lineage: Eukaryota; Metazoa; Chordata; Actinopteri; Cyprinodontiformes; Poeciliidae
Gene: ifi35
Product: interferon-induced protein 35
Exons: 10
Coding region: 66-1184 (372 amino acids)
Cellular component (GO): nucleus
Source: RefSeq, a predicted model, not a curated record
UGAGAACAGAAAGUGAAAGAUAGAAUCAGUUUCGAGCAGAUCGUCGGUGCGAGGUUCCUUUCACCAUGUCAUCAGACGAGGAUUUCUCCCUGGUGACUGAGAAAGAUGAAGAAACACUGGAGGGAAUCCAGGCUCUAAUCAAAGAUUACCAGAGGAAAUACUCUGCGCUCCUGGAGGAGCAGGAGGAUUUAAAGGUCUCCAUUAAGGAACGACAGGAAAUGACCCAAAAGUUCAAGGAUCGCACAGAAAAAGUGACGGACGGUCUGAAGAAAGACCAGAUUGCCUUCGAAGAACAGAUCGCAGCUGAAAAGGCCAGGUUGGAAGCCCUGCAGCAGGAGGACUGCGAACUCAUGGAGGAGCUGCAGAGACUCCAGGCUGAGAUCCAGAAGGAAGAUUCCCAAAACGCCCAACUGAAGGAGCGAGCGGAUGUUUUCUCCAAGAUGCCAGAGAAGAAUUUCGUCUUCUCCGGGAAGACGGGAAAGGCCGACGCCGAGGAGGAGUACGAGAUGAAGCCGCACAUCAGGUAUCCGAUGGAAGAGGGAACGGCGCUCAUCACGUUCGAGGAGGAGGACGUGGCGGCUAAUAUUCUGGAGAAGAGGAUCCAUAAGGUGGAUCUGGGAGGAGAGUGCCACAUCACGGUGGAGGCCCAGCCGGUUCACCUGCUGAUGCCCAGCCUGGUGGAGAUCGACACAGACGUCUGUCCUCACCGUGUUUUGGUGUCCAACCUGCCCAAGAUGGACACGGAGAUGCUGCUGAACAAACUGGAAAUCCACUUCUCCAAGUCCAAACAUGGAGGCGGCGAGGUGGAGUCCUGCGACUUCCUGCCGGACUCGGGGACGGUGGUCAUCGCCUUCGUGAAGGACAAGAUUGCAGAACAGUUGGCACUAACGGAACACCAUAAGAUCGAUUUCAACAAAACAAAGCACACAGUGAGAGUGACGCCUUUCAUAAACGGAAAGAUCACAAACUUGGAGACCCGGACCUCCAUGUGCCCUCGGACCGUCCUGCUGACGGGAAUCCCGGACGUCAUGGACCGGGAGACGAUGCAGGACAUGCUGGAGAUCCACUUCCAGAAAAACGGCAACGGCGGCGGCGAGAUCGAAGCCUUCCUGUACAACCCGCUCGGCCAGCAGACCCUGGCGCUGUUCGGCAGCGCCGCACCAGAACCUGGAGAGGAGAAGUAGAUCCGGCUGCUCCGGACCGAACUGACCGCCGGCAAACAUCUGGACUCUGUUUCUGAUGGACCUUUAGCCGAACUCUGUUGUUUUGGGAAUAAUCGGAAUGGUGAACGGUGCAGGACUUCAUGGUUUGGAAAACUGAAAGUUAAUCAAAUUUAAAUUCCCAGAUGAAAAAUAUUGUAAGUUUAUAAACAUCUAUAUUAUAUUAGAGCUGCAACAGACGACUAAUUGAUUAUUCAAUUGGAUUUUUACACGAUUAAUCGGAUGAAGAAAUGAACACAUUUUCAUUUAACCAUUCAAGCUUUUUUUAAAACAAUAUUAGAAAUACAAUAAAACAAGGUGUCCAAACUAUGUGCCGGGGGCCAUUCGGGGGCCCUUGAAAUGCUUGCGUUCGGCCCUGAUCACAAUCAAUGGUGAAAAUAAACAAAACGGAAAACAAUCGAUUUUCUUUGUAAUAAGGCAGCAAUUGUUUACGGGCUUCAUUUUUUAAUUGACUGUUGAGCUGGUAGCUUUAGCAUUUUUAAUUUAAUAUUUUUGCUUCCCAGAAGUUUAAAUUUGUCAGGGAGAAAACUUUGGACCACUGCUUUAAAAAUAAAAAAUAAUCAAUUCAACUAAGAAAUUAAAUAUUUUAUUGCCUCAGAAGUGAUAAUGCAGCAGUCCUUUUGUGAACGUUUGAUCAUUUGAAGCAAAAGAUGCGUUAAAAUCUCAACCUUUUCUGCUUCACUUAAUGUCAGUUGGGCUGAUCUGGUGAUUAGUUUUUGUUUUAAAUGAUUUACGUUUGGAUUUUUACAGCAUUUCAACCAGGUGAAGCUAAAACUGUGCUUUGUUUCGUAAAUACUUUUUGGUAAAGUUGAGGUUUAAUUACUGCCUUGAAUAUAUUCUUUCAAUACUUGGAUUUUUUUUUUAAUCUGUAUACUUCAGUUCGCGACUAAUACAUUUUUAAGGUAAUUGCCAAUUAUUUAAAUCGAUUAAUCAUAACGUUUGUUACAUGCAGAUAUUUGUCUAUCAAAUUAUCAUGUGGGAAAUCAGACAACUGGAAAUACCGUUUUCCUUAUUUGAUUUUUUUGAAAAAAGUGAAUAUAUUAUGACAUUUUACUGUGUUUUGUAUCAUCUGAUAAAAUCAUAUUAUCUGGGAAAAUAUAUAUUUUAAUCACUUUAAUAAGGUCCAUGUAAUGUACUCUGGCCAAGGCUGCAAAACCAAAUUUAUCAACUUAAAAUAAUCUAUUAACGCUGUAUUGAUGGACGAGUUUAUAUCAAAAUAAUACGCGUUAAUGUAAUUCUGCUUCGUCAGAAUAUUUACUGUCGCUUAGAUUUUGGAAAUGGAUUUCUGAAAUGUAAACAAGAAGGUUUAAGAAGAAUAUUAAAGUCUGGAUCAGCUUGGUUAAA